GCACCUACUUCCGGCAGCCACUUCCGCUGCUUCACAUGGACCAAACUGUGUACAGCAGGGAAACUUGAAUAUUUUGCUAGCUGCGUAAAAUAUAGCGCUCAUAUUCAGUCUGUUAUUUAGUUUGUAGUUGUUAGAUAAAUAUUUAUUACCGGCUAACAUGCUGCUUUUUUGUCCAACCUGCGGAAAUGUUUUAAUAGUCGAGGAAGGACAGAGGUGUAUGAGGUUCGCCUGUAACACCUGUCCGUAUGUCCACAACAUCACAAGAAAGGUAAACAACAGGAAGUAUCCCAAGAUGAAAGAGGUGGAUGAUGUUCUGGGUGGAGCUGCAGCUUGGGAAAACGUGGACUCAACUGCUGAAACCUGUCCGAAGUGCGAGCAUCCUCGGGCGUAUUUCAUGCAGAUUCAGACCAGAUCAGCCGACGAGCCGAUGACGACUUUCUACAAAUGCUGCAACGCCCAGUGUGGACACAGAUGGAGAGACUGAAACCUUGUGCACUUUGAAAAUCGUAAAAUAUAUUUAAUGCUCAUGUGGCACAGAUGUGACCCUUAUACCCUGUCCUUCAUUUUUGAGCUUCGUAAAUAGGCUCUGGUAGAUAUUUUUUUUUCGGCUUCUGAUGAUUUCCAGUCAGUGCAGUUCAUCUUCUGUGUGUUGACACAGCUGAAGAAACUUACAUUUUCCUUUUGUGUUUGCAGAUAUUUACUUACAGAACUCACUUUUUUCUAAAUAACAUUAAAAUGAGUGAAAAAAAAAAUCAUGUUCUGAUUUUUAUUGAUAAAAUAGUACCUGUAUACAACAGUCAAACAAAUUUUGACUUACAUAGUUAUACAUAUCACGGACAUUUAGAGAGCAAUGCAGACCAGCAUUAUCCACAACAAUGGCAUACAGUACUUCGUAUUAAAAGUUCAAUGCAAUCCUUCAACUCAAAAUUCACUUUCUUGCACAGCUUAGCUAGCCUCAAGAAGAAAAAACAAAAUCAAAUGCACAUAGAGUCAAGGAACUAGCCGGUGAGAAUUAUUCGUUUGGAUGUGUGGCUCAUGCAGACAAACUGCACUUAGUGAGUGAAGGUGAACGGCAGGUCGGGCAUGCUGUGAUGGCCAUACAAUGCUCCUUCAUUGUUAGUAGUAAUCUCUAUGGAAUCACAAUGUUGUUUUGCAGGAUGUCUGAUACAGUCAUUUAUUUGUAGCUUAUUUCCUAGCGGAGGUCACUAUUUAAUAUAAGUCAAAAGACAUCAGUAUUUAUCAUCUAACAUGCAUCUGAGCAAUGCGGGUAAUCUUAAAGGUCUGAUGCCGCAUUAGGAGGGUCACAGCCUAAACAAUGUUGUGAUGAUGAUGGUGCCACCACUGUAGUUUGUUUGCCAACAUUCUUAACUAGAGAGAGGACAUGUGAUUGCUAAGAGUUCAUUAAGUGUGUCUCCAUCAGUAACAGUAAAACUCUAAAGUUUAAAGUCUGACACUGUAAGUCCUCAAAGCCCAAAUCUCUCAGACUAAUGACAGCUGAGGUUGAGUUUUCAUGAAUGCAUCAGAGGGGGGGUUGGGGGGACUGAAUUCCAACUUAAAGUGCAUAUCUUGGCUUUAUCAUCAAAAUAAGUACAUCAUGGACAGAGGGCGGUAACUGUUAAUCACUCGGCAUUUUGUGACUACUGACUGAAGCCCUGAAGAUUAAUAAAUAUAGCAAGUAACACCAAUCUCGGGCGUUCGCCAAACAAGCAAAUACGUCGGUCUAUCGAGCUGCGAAUGGUUCGUUAGUUUGCUCACAUUCGAAAAGGGAUAAUGAUAAAAGGAAAAACUAGAUCUGUUAGAACCAAAAUGAUCAUACAUGGACAAAAAUGUUCACAGUUCUCAAUAUUAACUUGUUAAAAUAAUGGAUAAAAUAUCUGAAAUAAAUAUGAGAAAAAACAAAACAAAGCUAACCCAGCAUGUUUGUCUUCAAUACGCUGCUUCUCAGCAAGAUUCACAGAUGAUUCAAAUAAAUAAAGUGACCAUUUUCACAGCUUUCUCCUACUGAGGCUGUCUAUCCAGAUUAUUUUUUGACCUUUAUCAUGCAUAACAUCACAAGCCUUGUCUCAGAGUUUCCAUACCGGAUCAGAUGCACCUGCGUGCAAGCUGCCUAUCCAUCUCUGUGGAUGUUUUUUUUUGUGCCCUACGUCUUCUGUAGUUCAGUGAGAUUUGUACAUUUCAAAUGCAUGUUUACACAUGAAAGAAUUAUGCUGAAAGAUAUAUACAGUAAAUAUUCUGUGAACUAA
Messenger RNA from Epinephelus moara (kelp grouper), 2243 nucleotides. RefSeq names its product polymerase (RNA) III (DNA directed) polypeptide K (gene polr3k). Gene Ontology annotation, biological process: termination of RNA polymerase III transcription; DNA-templated transcription. Lineage: Eukaryota; Metazoa; Chordata; Actinopteri; Perciformes; Serranidae. Gene Ontology annotation, molecular function: zinc ion binding; DNA-directed RNA polymerase activity; nucleic acid binding. The record is from RefSeq and is a predicted model, not a curated record. Bases 158 to 484 code for a protein of 108 amino acids. Gene Ontology annotation, cellular component: RNA polymerase III complex. The transcript is spliced from 3 exons.